Pyrenophora tritici-repentis Pt-1C-BFP is the source of this 2520-nucleotide messenger RNA. Its product is annotated as Dynamin family protein. Gene Ontology annotation, molecular function: GTPase activity; microtubule binding; GTP binding. Gene Ontology annotation, cellular component: membrane; cytoplasm; microtubule. The record is from RefSeq and is a predicted model, not a curated record. NCBI's taxonomy places the organism in Eukaryota, Fungi, Ascomycota, Dothideomycetes, Pleosporales, Pleosporaceae.
AUGCAGCCAUCAUCACCAACAUCACCAGUAUUCUCUGAGGCCGCUUCGAAGACCGAAACUAUGGCGCAGCAAGGAACGAGCACGCUUGAGCAGCUCCAAACGCCACAGCAAGUCGAACUACUCGACAAAAUUGACGAGCUCCGCCACCAAGGGCUAGGGCACCAUGGAAUCAGCUUGCCUCAGCUGAUCGUCUGUGGAGACCAGUCUUCCGGUAAGAGCUCACUCCUUGAGGGACUCACUCAUCUUCGGUUCCCUACCAAGGAGGGCAUGUGUACUACGUUUGCAACCGAAGUGGUGCUUAGAAGAGAACCGGAUAUUGAGAUCUCAUGCACCAUCACACCUGGCAAAUCGAGAUCGCCCACUGAGCGACGCGAGUUGGCGAAAUUCAAGCGUACUUUUCCGUCCCGCGAAAGCUUCCUGUUCGAGUCUGUGACGGAACAGGCAAAGGAACAGAUGGAACGCGGCGCCAGGUCAAGCCGUGUAUCCAUUUUCGAAGAUGUCCUACGCGUUCGCUACUCUGGCCCCGAGCUUCCCUCUUUGACUAUUGUAGAUUUGCCUGGACUGUUCGAGACGGAGCUUGGUGGUGGCAGUGGUGCGGAGAGAGUUGCCGAGUUGGUGACAAGCUAUAUGCGCGAUGACAAGUCCAUCAUACUUGCAGUGGUAGUUGCAGACAACGAUCCAGAGAACCAAAAGGUCUUCAGAUAUCUCAAAGACUUUGAUUCGACUGGCGCACGUACGCUUGGCAUCGUUACGAAGCCAGACAAAGUUGAGCGGGGAGGCGAUAACGAGAAAGAGAUGAUGAGGCUUGUGAAGAAUCAAAAGCUUCCACUGAAGCAUCGGUGGCAUGCUGUGCGCAACCGAAGCUACGCAACAAAAGACCAAACACCCGCAGAACGCGACGAGGCCGAGCGCAUCUUCUUCAGCAAUGGCGUUUGGGCGUCUUUCCCAUCACAAGACGUUGGUAUUGCAGCUCUCCGAGUGAAGCUAUCCCAAGUUCUCUUAGAACACAUUGGAAGGGAAUUGCCAGAGCUCAUUACAGCCGUCCAAAGCUCGAUACAGACCACUGAGGUCGGUCUGAAAGCGUUGGGUCCGGUUCGCGACACGGCAGAACAACAGCGCAGCUAUUUGAUGGGCCAUGCGCAGAGAUUCCAAACGCUUACAAAUGAUGCGCUCAGGGGUAUCUAUAGCAAUCCUUUCUUUGCGCUAUCAUCACUAGACGAACCAGCGACAACAAGACUGCGUACAGAAGUGCAAAAUCUGAAUAUGGCAUUUGCUCAGACGAUGUACGUCAAGGGCCAUACCUGGAACAUCGGAUCUACACACGGCUCUUCAGCUCCCGUACCUUCUGACAAUUACUCGCAAGCUUUUCUGGAAUACAACAAUGAGUUCGACAAACCAGAAGUCAUCAGUCGCGAAGAUCUCAACUCACAUAUUGGCGAGCUUGUCAGGCAAAGUCGACCUUCAGGGCUACCUUCGCUCGUAAACCCGCUGGUCAUUGGGGAUUUAUUUAAGCAACAGUCCCAGCAUUGGUGUAAACAUGCCAAGCACCAUCUUCAACGUGUAUUCAAGGCCGUGACUGCCUACGUUGAGGAAGCGCUGGGAUCACUAAUGGAUCCGUACACAUGCAGCAUGCUGAUGCUCAAGCAGGUCCGCCCAGAGCUAGACAGGCGCUGGCGUAGCGUCGAAGCCAAAUUGGAAGAGCUUCUAGUGCCUUAUACCGAGCAGGAUCCUGUCACGUACGAUCCAAGCUUUGUAUACCAAGUCGAAGAACUACGAGCUGCCCGUUACGCUAGCAAGACGAAAGUCCAGGCUGGUGGUCCAGCAAGUGCCUCGGUGCCGUUUGUCUUUGGCGCUGGCGAUGAUGCCCAGAACUAUAGGCAGUCUGCCGAACAUCUCUUGACGGAGUCUAUCGACAACUAUGCGAACUCUGAGAUUCUUGAUCUCAUGCAAACUUACUACAAGGCCAUCUUCAUCAGCAACAUUGCCACCCUUGGAAUCGAGAAUUGUUUGAUCAAGGAUCUCUCUGCAAUAUUCUCUCCGACUCUGACUGCAGGCAUGGACGACGACAAGUUAUCCGCCAUUGCCUCUGAGUCUGAAGACAUACGCCAUGAACGUGCUACUCUGAAACAUAAGCUCAGUGUCUUGGAAUCAGGCAAACAAGUCUUGUUCGAGCACAUUGCAAUGCGUCCCACCAUUCGGACAACCACAAAGCCAGCUACUACUAGCCUCCGAUCCAGCAUGACCCCCAGUCGGUCCCGCACACAAAACUCGCGACAAGAUGAGCAGGAAAGAAGGGAUGCCACACCCGACGCUGAGGACGAAUUAUCGCGCCAGCUUGACAACCUCGUUGUGACGCCACCCUCACCUGCGUCUGCACUUGUGCGGUCUCGGCCCCGAGUCGAUUCUGGGACUGGGACGCCGACGCCGAAGAAGCAAGGUAGAAGGAGGUCACCGUUUGGAUGGCCGCCUAAGUAUGACGUUCCUAGGGCGACAGUCGAAGAUGCUUCUGAUGAUGAUUGA